Diceros bicornis minor is the source of this 6103-nucleotide messenger RNA. RefSeq names its product zinc finger protein 512B (gene ZNF512B). The coding region runs from base 133 to 2865 and encodes 910 amino acids. The record is from RefSeq and is a predicted model, not a curated record. NCBI's taxonomy places the organism in Eukaryota, Metazoa, Chordata, Mammalia, Perissodactyla, Rhinocerotidae. The transcript is spliced from 17 exons. Gene Ontology annotation, molecular function: zinc ion binding.
CCGCGCUCCCGCCUCCUCCUUCUCCAGAAAAAGUCGCCAUUUUGGUUCACUGCCUUCGGGCCCCCCCCCAGGCGCCGCAAGCGGCCCUUCCGGGGCCAGGCCGGGCCCGCUCCCCGGCCGCAGGUGACAGAGAUGGCCGAUCCCUUCUGUGUUGGAGGAGGCCGCCGGCUCCCAGGGUCCAGCAAGAGUGGACCUGGGAAGGAUGGCGGCCGGAACGAGGUCCGACUUCCCGUGCUGCAUGACCCACCGAAGCUGGGGAUGCCGGUGGUCAGGGGCGGGCAGACGGUGCCCAGCCAGGCCCCACUCUGCUUUGACCCGGGAAGUCCAGCCAGCGACAGGACAGAAGGGAAGAAAAAGGGACGUCCGAAAGCUGAAAACCAGGCCCUCCGAGACAUUCCCCUCUCCCUGAUGAACCAGUGGAAAGAUGAAUUCAAGGCACACUCAAGGGUGAAGUGUCCAAACUCGGGGUGCUGGCUGGAGUUCCCCAGCAUCUACGGGCUCAAGUACCAUUACCAGCGGUGCCAAGGGGGUGCCAUCUCAGAAAGGCUGACCUUUCCCUGCCCCUUCUGCGAGGCUGCAUUCACCUCUAAGACCCAGCUGGAGAAGCACCGGAUUUGGAACCACAUGGACCGACCCCUGCCUGCCCCCAAGCCUGGACCAGUCAGCCGGCCAGUCACCAUCAGCCGGCCCGUCGGGGUCAGCAAGCCCAUUGGAGUGAGCAAACCUGUCACUAUUGGCAAACCCGUGGGUGUCAGUAAACCCAUCGGCAUCAGCAAGCCAGUGACGGUCAGCAGGCCUGUGCCGGUCGCCAAGCCAGUGACGGUCAGCAGGCCUGUGCCGGUCGCCAAGCCAGUGACGGUCAGCAGGCCUGUGCCGGUCGCCAAGCCAGUGACGGUCAGCAGGCCUGUCCCGGUCACCAAGGCUGUGCCGGUCGCUAAGCCAGUGACGGUUAACAAGCCAGUGCCGGUCACCAAACCCGUGCCAGUCACCAAACCGGUGACCGUCAACAAACCAGUGCCAAUGACAAAGCUUGUGACAGUUACAAAACCUGUGCCAGUCACAAAGCCGGUGACGGUCAGCAGACCCAUUGUGGUCAGUAAGCCGGUGACGGUCAGCAGGCCCAUUGCCAUUGGCAGACACACACCACCCUGCAAAAUGGUGCUGCUGACCAAGCCUGAGAGCAAAACUCCUCGUGCGGCGGGGAGGAGCAGUGGUAAGAAAAGGGCUGCGGACAGCCUGGAUGCCUGCCCUGUCCUGCCCAAGCAGGCGAGGCCGGAGAAUGGGGAGUGCGGCCCGUCCACCACAGGCCAGGGCUCAGCCUUCCAGCUGAGCACAGACCGCAGUGGCGGCCCCCUUUCCCUGGGCAGUGGGCCCUUGGGAGGCAAGGAGGCGCCGAAGGCUGCAGGCCCUGGGUCUCCGCCUGAGGAGAGCAUGGAGCGCACGAAGCACAGAAGGAAACAGAAAACACCCAAGAAGUUUACGGGGGAGCAGCCGUCCAUCUCAGGGACCUUUGGACUCAAAGGCCUGGCCAAGGCAGAGGACAAAUCCCGGGUUCACCGCACUAAGAAGCAGGAGGGGCCUGGCCCGGAGGACGUGCGGAAGAAGGUGCCGGCGCCCACUAGCACUGUCAGCAAGGAGGUGCCGGCCCCCGUGGCCCACCCAGCCCCAGGUGGCCCUGAGGAGCAGUGGCAGCGGGCCAUCCAUGAACGGGGGGAGGCUGUCUGCCCCACCUGCAACGUGGUUACCCGAAAGACCCUCGUGGGGCUCAAGAAGCACAUGGAGGUGUGUCAGAAGCUGCAGGACGCGCUCAAGUGCCAGCACUGCCGGAAGCAGUUCAAGUCUAAGGCUGGCCUCAACUACCACACCAUGGCUGAACACAGCACCAAGCCCUCUGACGCCGAUGCCUCGGAGGGGAGCGAGCAGGAGGAGCGGGAGCGGCUACGCAAGGUGCUGAAGCAGAUGGGGAGGCUGCGCUGCCCCCAGGAGGGCUGCGGGGCCGCCUUCUCCAGCCUCAUGGGCUACCAGUACCACCAGCGACGCUGUGGGAAGCCACCCUGUGAGGUGGACAGCCCCUCCUUCCCCUGCACCCACUGUGGCAAGACCUACCGCUCCAAGGCCGGCCACGACUACCACAUGCGCUCGGAGCACACAGCCCCACCCCCCGAGGACCCUGAGGCCAAGCCUUCUGAGGCUGAGGAUCUGUUAGGUGUCGAGCGGACCCCCAGUGGCCGCAUCCGCCGCACGUCGGCCCAGGUUGCUGUGUUCCACCUGCAAGAGAUUGCAGAAGAUGAACUAGCCCGAGACUGGACCAAGCGGCGGAUGAAGGACGACCUGGUACCUGAGACCGCACGGCUCAACUACACUCGGCCAGGCCUCCCCACGCUCAACCCCCAGCUGCUGGAGGCGUGGAAGAAUGAAGUAAAGGAGAAAGGCCAUGUCAACUGUCCCAAUGAUUGCUGCGAAGCCAUCUACUCCAGUGUGUCCGGCCUCAAGGCCCACCUCGCCAGCUGCAGCAAGGGAGACCACCUGGUGGGGAAGUACUGCUGCCUGCUGUGUCCGAAGGAGUUCAGUUCUGAGAGCGGCGUCAAGUACCACAUCCUCAAGACCCACGCGGAGAAUUGGUUCCGGACUUCAGCAGACCCGCCUCCCAAACACAGGAGCCAGGACUCGCUGGCGCCCAAGAAGGAGGAGAAGAGCCUGGCAGGCGGGAAGAAGCGGGGCCGCAAGCCCAAGGAGCGGCCCCCCGAGGAGCCUGCACCUAAGAUGCCUCCCCGCCGGGAUGACUGGCCCCCGGGAGGCAGAGACAAGGGGGCCCGGGGCUCCACUGGCCGGAAGGUGGGAGCCGGCAGAGCACCUGAGAAGUGAGCAUGGUGGCUGGCAGAUGGUGGGGCCCAGUCCCCACGCUGGCCACCAAGCCCCCUCUGUCCAAGGUGAGGGUAGCUAGUUCCAGGACCUCCUGCUCUGUAGUUCUCCAUCCCCCACCCCUGCCUAUUCAUCUGUCCAGUAGGGGUAGCCAGCCCCUCUCCCCUCCCUGAAGGUGGCCCUUCCCUUGUGCAGGCUUCCACAGGGCACACCUGCACAGGGGCUCUUUGGGGAGGGAUGGUGACAGCAGCAGAAGUGCAAUAGCCUGGAGGGACGGACAUUCACGGGUCUGGUGGAGUCUGGGGCCCAGGAGGAGGGUCAGUGGCUGGGGCCUCAGUGCCAUGGGGGCAGUGCGCAGCAGGCAGAUGGCUUUCUGGCCCUUGCCGUGUGAGCUCUGUUCCCCAUCUGCUUCCUCAGGCCCAAGGCUCGGGGAUCCCUGGUGACCCGUGGUUCUGGGCUGAUGAGGGCACCUGAGCACCCUCGCCUCUACCUGACACUGGAACCCCAGCAUCCCCAGCUACCUCCCAGGGCAGACCCUGAGUCUGACCGCUGCCGUGCCCACCUGACAGUCCACCCUCCCUGACUUCCCUGACCCUCCCGCCUCUGGCUCCGCAGCUUCUGUUCUCUACCUCUCCAGGCCCACCCUCCCCGCCUGUGCUGCCCCUGCUGUGCUUGGGCCUUGCCCCACUGGCCCGUGUCUGUUUUGGUGGGGAGAGGCGGCCUUGCUAACGGGGGGCUCUCCACCAUCCCCAGUGGUGCUCCCUGCUUGGGGCAAGAGAGGGGCUCUGCUUCUCCCACCUGCAGGGCUGCAAAGCAGGGGUUCAAGGCCCAGGGGCAUGGCUGCCAGCCCGUGGGGUGAGCGGCCUCAUGGAGGAUGCUCUGCCUCCGGUCUCCAGCUUUGCUAACGCUGCUGGCCUAGGUCUGGGCAGCCCGAUGGGUUAGGGAUGGGCCAGUCUGGGCUCUGGGGUUGACUGGGGGCCCGUGGGCACAUGGGGUGGGGAGUUGGGCAGAAUGGGCCUGGCUCUGAAGAGUGACCACUGCAGGAAGCAGCCUUCUGUCUGCUGGGUUGGCACAUGGCCAAGCUCCCAUGGGAGGCUCCCUUCCCCUGUUUUUUACCUGCCACUUCGUUUCUGGUUGUGGGGUCUUUUGAUACAAGAGCUGAAGGCCAGGGAAGGGGCUUGGCCAAGGUCACAGUAGGGUAGUGGCAGCUCUGGGGCCCUGUUGUGGUUCCCUUUGGGUCUUUGAGGAUGGCUAGGUUUGCAGAUUGGGCAGUGGUCACACUGGAGUCCAGGGCACCCGCAGGAGGCACCACGCCCUUGACCCUGCCUUCCAACUGAGGCAUUGCAGGGAGGGGCAACCUCAGAGCCACUGGGUUUGGACAGAGGCUGUUUCCCACUGGGGGUAGGGGGGGCUGAGGGCUCGGCCUUGCCGAUCCUGGACGAUGUGAAUUUUGAUAUUUGCCCGUGUGUGUGUAGUGGAUGCCAGUCUUGUUGCUGUGACAAGUAACAACCUUUUUUUUAAUUCUGUUUUUUAUACAAAAACUCAACAAUCUGACAUUUUGGUGCUAAGGGUUUCCUGGUGCGACGGUGGACCUGGGGGCUAGGCUGGGGUCCCUCCCCUGCUCAGGGAGGCAGUGCUGACUGGGCACCCCUCUGCCCCCAGCUCCUGUCCUCAUCCAGCCCCUGGAGAGGAGGGGCUCCAAGCUGGGCUUGGCUCUCUUGGCCCGCAGUAGGGAGGCAGGUUCCAAGGGAGCUUUGGAGCUGGGUCGCCACGGUGCCUGUCUCCAGCUUUUUCCUUUUUCCUGACCCUGGGCAGCUCUGGUGUGGAGAUGUGCGCUUCUCCCACUCACACACACCUUGAUCUGAUGGAAGGGUGGAGGCCUGGGCAGAUGUGUGUGAUCCAGUGUCAAAGGUCAAGGAGGGCAGCAUGGGCAGGGCUUUGGGGCAGGAGGGCUGGCUUUCUCGUGUUCCUGGUUAUCACUAUGGUGUACAGCUGGUGUAUGUGGAGGUGGGGUCAGGCAGCUGCUGCAGGGGCAGCCUCUGGAGGGGAGGGCGAUCAGGCACUGGCAGGAGCCCCAGGUGCACUUUGUCCUUGUCACCAAUGGCUCGAGGAGGUUGGACCUCAGCACCUCUGCUGGGGAUGGCUGCCUGCCCUGGCCUCUCAGGUACUUGGCCCUUGGGGAGUGGGGGGCUGGUUUUUGCUGGGGGGUGAAUUUCCAGGUCACCCCCCCCCGAAGUCCACCUAGGUGUGUGGGAAGAGGGGGGUCCUGGAUAACUUGAUGUUUAGCACUUUAACCUCCUUUUUUUUGUCUUUGAAGUGGGCAGGGGGGCUGAUGCCAAAAGUGGCUGUUGGGUUGGACCCCCCUCUCCCUGCUUCCCUCCUUCUGGCUGGUGAGUGGCAGUGGUAAGGUGGUCUGCAGAGCCCUCCUCCAAAGAGGGUAGAGCCUUGAGCAGCUCAGCGGGAUCUGCCCACCUCCCACUCUGGCAGGAAUGCAGCCAGGUAACCACCUGGCCUUGACUGACACCUUCAGUGAGAGGGACCGGAGUGGCAGACCCCCCAGGUGUGAUGGGUGUGAACCCUGCCAGAAACCCAAGCCCAGGGCACAAUGCCGGGUCCCUUUCUGAAGAUCUACCUCUGGCCCAGCCCACCCCCCUUGCCCUGAGAACAGGAAAGGGCCGACUCAAGGGGCUGACACUUCACACAAAAAAAGGAUGCACUUUAUUUGCUCAUGCAAAGGCAGAUGAGGGUGUCUCCUGGUGUGACCAGUGGCCCUCCCAGCCGUAGCCCCCUCCUUUCCCUCUGUUUCAGAAGGGAGAGAACGGGUGCACCCUCACCUGCGGAGGGGAGGGCUGUCCCCAUGUGUCCCCACGGGGUGGGCCCCAGGCGGCUUGUCCUGGAGGCCUGGGGCUGGGGAGGCCAGCACCUCUAGCCUGGUAGCCACACGUCCUGUACUUGGGGUUUCUUGGUUUGGGUUUUCUAAUGUCAGUUUUCCGUACAUAAGUGCAUUUUGAAAGAGAGGCUCCAGCUAUCACUUGUAUUCAUAUAUAUACUUAUAUAUUCUAUCUACAAAGUGUUUAUUUGCAAGAUGUUUGACGGUGAGCUCGGGCCCUGCCGGCCUCGUGACCAUCUGUCCCCGGUCCUCGUCCCCGUCCCCCGGACUCGAGUGGCGUGGGGGCGGGCCAUCAACUGUAUGUAUUAAAAAUGACUGUAUCAAAUAAAUGUUUAUUGAUUUUUUUCCAGA